UUCAAGUGUUUAGGACUAGAUUGGAAACUAAAAAUAGGCAAAUGGAAGAAAAUCCAAAAACUACUGUAAAAACUGACAUGCUAAUGAAAAUUGAAUUAGUAAACUUGUGGCAAACCACGAAAACGCUUCGAUCCAUGAUCCAAAGCUGUCAAAAUAUGGUUCAUUCGGAAGCAGCAAAGAUUGAAAAAGAAUGCUUGGAUAAGAUUAAGGAUUUAGAAGAUAAAAGAGUCAAAGCUGAUCUCAAAACUAUCCAGGUGACCGAGGAAAUGAACCUGUUAGAAACAUACAAUAAAAAGCUACUUGGAGAAAAAUCUGCUCUGAAGUUACAGUGUCAACAACAGGAACAGGACAGCAGAGAUUUGGCAAACCAGCUCAUUGAAGCAGAAACUAAAUUAGAAGCAUUUAAAGAAAGAAAUGUAGAACUGGAAAACCAACUAAAAACUACCGUUUUGGAAAAUUUAAAUCUACGGCAUCGCGUCUCAGAACUUGAGGGUCAUUUUGAGGCCCUGGUAUGUGAGAAAGAGCAGCAUAGAAAUAGUAUUCUUGCAAUGAAGGAAGAAAAAUGCGACUUAGAAAUUGCUAUAGCUGAGAAUGAUGUUUAUGGACAAGCACUGCAAGAGCAUGUGGAUGAAUUGGAAGAAAUUUGUACAACAUUACGCGAUCAAAGAGAAGAACAAAGCAAUUAUUUCAUACAACGAGAAGUUGCAUUCAAAUCUAGUUAUGAGAGGCGAUUGGAUGAAGAAAUGAACGAAAAGUUAAACUUGAAUCAAACGAUAUCUUCCCUGCAGCAACAAGUUGAAAAAUUAAGUGUUGAAGUAAGCCUUAUGGAGGAAAAUAAAUGUUCUUGGUGCGAUGAAAAGAAACUACUCAUACAACAGAAAAAUGAAUUUGAAGCAAAAUGCAAAUCUAUUGAGGAAGAUUUAAAACUUGAAAAAGAUACAGUUUCAAUGCUUUCUUCCAAGAACUCGGAGCUUGCCCUUGCUCUCACAGAUUCCAAACAUGAAUUGGGAAGAUUAGCGGGAGAUACUCUGAACAAAUCAUUGACCGAAAAUACAUUCAAUGAAAUUGAAGAUCUUGUUACAGCUUGUUAUAAAAAGAAAAAAAGGUUGUUAACAGAGAUGGCAAUGGAAAGUGAAAGUGAAAUGGCAAAACGGCUGCUUGAAUGUGAAAGAAAUCUUUCCGAAGAGAAAAGUAAACGAAAAGAAUGCGAAGAAAAAUUGCAAGAAACAGAAGCUCAACUUGAUGCUGCUAAUAGAAACGUCAAAGCAAUGAUUACAAUGAGAACAACACAUAUGAAAAAUAUAGCUCGAUCCAAGAUUGUCAAAGCUCAAAAAGACGCAUUAAACACAUCACUGGAUUUAAAUUCUUUUAUAAACAUUGAAAACAAAGAAAAUCCAGUUUUAACAACUUCUCAAACCAUUGAUCAGUUAACCCCGGGGAUGAUGGAAACAACCAACAGCGGUUCCUGGCGAACUGGAAUAUUAACAGGUUCACAAUUCGAAAAACUCAACCAGGUCAAUAACAAAGCAUUGGAAAAGCUGAAACGAAUGUCGCUUUGUUAAUGAACUGGUACCUAAGUUUUUUGUGCAAUUUGAAAAAAGUAUUAUACACAGUCAUAUUAAAGUAUUUAUUUAUUUGUUGUAAA
Molecule: messenger RNA, 1645 nt
Organism: Ciona intestinalis (vase tunicate)
Lineage: Eukaryota; Metazoa; Chordata; Ascidiacea; Phlebobranchia; Cionidae
Source: RefSeq, a predicted model, not a curated record